AUGAGUAGCGAUUGGAAUAAUAUUUUAAAAAGAAAUAAAGAAUAUAUCAAAGCUAAGAAUAAAAUAAAGACCCAAGUUGAAAAUAACAGAUUACAUCAACUCGGAUUAACGGAAAAUCUACAAACUCUAUUUCAACCCAUAUUAAAAUCUCAAGAGGAUAUUAAAAGGAAAUUAGCUUUAGAAUAUAAACCUCCUAUAGAACCUCAUCACCCCAAAGCGAUUGAAUAUGAUGGUAUUAUAAUUAGGACAUUAGAUGAUAUAAAUCGUCUUUUUUCAAACCCUAACCCAGAUUUACCAAAGAGCAUUUCACCAAUCGUUGAUAAUCAAGGUUUAUUGUUUAAUGGAUUUAAUGGAUUUAGAAUAAUAUUUAGUCCAAAUUCCCCUUUAUUCAAAAUCAAUACAAAAGACUUUAUAUUAACAUUAACGAGAGGAUUAAUAGAUUUAAUGAAUGGGGAGGAUGUUGUUAAACUAUAUAACAGAGUAAUUGAUCAAGAUGAUGAAUACGAAGUUGACGAAGCAGAUGAUUAUGCUGAAGACAACAAUUCAAUCACACAAGAUAUAGACGAUUUCGAAGAUAUGGUGGCAUCUGGAGAAGGUUUAACGUUUUUAUCCGACAACAACGAGAAACUACUUAAUAGAUUACGAGUAAUAUUAGCGGCAAUGAAGGAAGGACAUCGAUCGCACAGACAAUAUAAUGAAGUAAAUUGUAUAUUAAAAAGACUCAUAGAAAAAGAUUAUGAGUACGAACUCGAUCGCAAUCAAGAAUAUGAAUUGGGAUUAAAAUAUUUCUCUGUUUACAAUUCCAUUAGAAAUAUCAACGAAAAAAAUAAUCAAAUAAAAAUAUCAACAGAUAAUGGAGUUACUUUCAAAACCAUAAGUUUACUACCAGGAAGCUACGAAUACAUAGCCAUUAACGAAUACCUAUCUGAAUAUGGAGGAAGUGUCAAUGGUAAAAACAAUAUUGAAUUCGAAGGUAAUUUGAAUCUGAACAAAAUAAAAUUGAUAUUAAGUAAUAAUAGUCAAGUUGAUUUCAACGUAGAAAAUUCAUUGAAUACGUUACUAGGAUUUGAUAAACGAGUAUACACCCAAUCCACUUUAGCACCACACAAAGCUAAUGUCGAGAAUGAUAUUGAUGUGAUAAAUAUACAUUGCAAUUUGAUAAACGGUGGAUUUUUCAAUAAAUACAAACGUCAGAUUAUUUACAGUCUUCCAACAUUCACCGUGCCGAUAGGAUAUAGAAUUAUAGAGAAACCAUUUCAAACGACGUAUUUACCACUUAAUUCCUUUAUGAUUAAAGAUAUAAAUCUGGAAAUCAAAGAUGGUAAAAAUAGGUUUAUAAUUUUUGGUAACGAGGAAAUUGUUAUUCAACUUCAUUUAAAACAAAAAAAUUAA
Molecule: messenger RNA, 1392 nt
Organism: Lottia gigantea (owl limpet)
Lineage: Eukaryota; Metazoa; Mollusca; Gastropoda; Lottiidae
Exons: 3
Coding region: 1-1392 (463 amino acids)
Source: RefSeq, a predicted model, not a curated record